UGAAUUCAGAGUUCAGACCAGAAGCAGAAGCUGACGAAACAAAAUGUGGAAAUGUGGCUCAAACAAGUCAAACUCUCCUCCGAUUCAUUCUGAAAAGAAAAGUUAUGGUGAUGAGAAUCCAGAGCGUGGGAAUUGGACCAACAAGACUGAGCAUGUGUUGUCUAUGAUCGGCUUUGCAAUUGGCCUGGGAAAUAUUUGGAGGUUUCCUUAUCUGGCUUACAAGAACGGAGGAGGUGCUUUUCUUAUCCCAUAUUUUCUUAUGUUGUUUUUUUGUGGAAUACCUCUUCACUUCCUGGAAUCUGUCAUUGGUCAGUUCUGCAGCCAGGGGCCAGUCAACGUAUGGCGAGCAGUACCACUCCUGCAAGGUGUUGGCCUUUCAAUAGUUGUUGUAAAUCUAUUAAUGUCGAUCUACUACAACGUCAUCAUCGCCUACAGUCUGUGCUACAUGUUCGCCUCCAUGCAGAAUCCUCUGCCGUGGUCCGACUGCUUCAGCUGGGCCAACGAGAACUGCAGCAAAACUCCUAGAGUGUACUGUAAUGGAUCCAAUGAUUUAUUGGCUAACUGGACACAGGGAAACAACAGCUGCUCUUCACUGAACUCCGUUCCAGUGCAGAGUCCAAGUGAACAGUAUUGGGACAUUGUGGUUCUGCAGAGAUCAAGUGGUCUUGAUGAAACAGGGACAAUAGUUUGGCACCUGGCUCUCUGUCUGCUGCUGAGCUCCAUACUUGUUGCUGCGACGCUCAUCAGAGGCAUCAAGUCAUCUGGCAAAGUUGUGUAUUUCACAGCAACAUUUCCAUAUCUAGUAAUUCUCAUCCUGUUGAUCAGAGGUGUGACAUUAGAGGGAGCAAAAGAUGGAAUAGAUUUCUACAUUGGUUCUCAAAGCAAUUUGACCAAACUUGCCGAAGGGCAGACCUGGAAAGAUGCUGCAGUCCAAACCUUUUACUCCCUGGCUGUUGGAUUCGGUGGAUCUACAACUCUGUCUUCCUACUGCAAUUUCCACAACAACAUGAUGCUGGACUCUGUCAUUGUGGGAUUUACUAACCAUGCUACCAGUGUGUUUGCAGGCUUUGCCAUAUUUUCCACUUUGGGACACAUGGCUCACGUCUAUGGAAAACCUGUUUCAGAAGUAGUACAAGAAGGGUUUAGUCUAGUAUUCGUCGUCUAUCCAGAUGCUCUCAGCAAGCUUCCGCUCUCCCCACUGUGGUCCAUUUUGUUCUUCUUCAUGCUCUUGAAUAUCGGCUUGGAUUCUUUGCUUGUAAUAAUAGAAACGAUUUCCACCUGUAUGGAAGAUGCCUUCCCUGAAAAGUUAAAAUCCAAGCAUGCCACAGUGACUGCACUGUUAAAUGCUAUCGUCUUCCUCUUGGGCCUUCCCUGCGUUACACAGGCAGGAAUAUACUGGGUAUCCCUAAUGGACCAAGUCGUUGGAGGCUGGGUGAUCCUGAUUUUGGUUCUGAUGGAGAUCAUUGGCUUCUGCUAUAUAUAUGGUGUAAAUAGUAUCAUCAAAGACAUCGAGAUGAUGAUUGGAGAAAGGAGCUUCUGCUUCUGGCUGUUUUGGAGAGCUUGUUGGUUUGUCAUUUCCCCCGUCGUCACAAUGGCGAUCCUGGUAUGGUCUUUUGUGGUCCUCGUCCCUCCCGUCUACGGAGAGGUCCAGUACCCAGCCUGGGGUCUGGCUUUGGGCUGGUGCAUGAUUGCGGCCAUUCUCAUGUGGAUCCCACUCGUCGCUGGCUAUAAGUUGAUCAGAGCAGAGGGAAACCUGUGGACGCGUCUGAAGUCAUUAUGCGCUCCGUCGGACAAGUGGCAUCCCUUCCUGGACAUCCACAGAGGGGAACGCUACUCGGAAGAAAACUGCAAAACUGCAAAACAAAUUAUGUAAAGAUGUCAGGAAAGGGAUUAGAGACAACAGGGCCUAAUUAGGUCAGUUAAAGUUUAUUUACUAUUAUGUUGUAUAAAUGACAUAGUUCGAACAAUUAUGGACCUAAUGUUGCUCACAGGUUAUAGACUCACUGUACGUCAUGUGUUUACAUGAGUUUUCUUUGAAGCACCAAAGCUGUUAUCUCUGAAAGGUACUGAGGAAGUCAAACACCAUCUACCACUGCUGUGACUGUAGGCGUGUGUGAAGGUUGUUUGUGUUAUUUCAGGAGACCAGUAUCAUAAUCCACAACACUAGUAGCAAAACUAUCUCAAGCUUAGUGACACAGAAUGUUUUUCAUUUAUAGGUUAGACAGCCGGAAACUGUC
Salarias fasciatus (jewelled blenny) is the source of this 2237-nucleotide messenger RNA. RefSeq names its product solute carrier family 6 member 14 (gene slc6a14). The record is from RefSeq and is a predicted model, not a curated record. Bases 44 to 1873 code for a protein of 609 amino acids. Gene Ontology annotation, biological process: (R)-carnitine transmembrane transport; amino acid import across plasma membrane; sodium ion transmembrane transport. Gene Ontology annotation, cellular component: plasma membrane. Lineage: Eukaryota; Metazoa; Chordata; Actinopteri; Blenniiformes; Blenniidae. Gene Ontology annotation, molecular function: alanine transmembrane transporter activity; beta-alanine transmembrane transporter activity; neutral, basic amino acid:sodium:chloride symporter activity. The transcript is spliced from 15 exons.